Salvia hispanica is the source of this 527-nucleotide messenger RNA. Its product is annotated as NAC domain-containing protein 20-like. Gene Ontology annotation, biological process: regulation of DNA-templated transcription; system development. The record is from RefSeq and is a predicted model, not a curated record. Gene Ontology annotation, molecular function: DNA binding. NCBI's taxonomy places the organism in Eukaryota, Viridiplantae, Streptophyta, Magnoliopsida, Lamiales, Lamiaceae.
AUGGCAAAUUUUUGGAGAGGGAGUUCAGUUGUGGAGGAGCCGACAGGUUGGCGAUUCGAUCCAACCGAGGUAGAGCUGAUCCAGUUCUAUCUCUCAAAAAUAGUGGACCGUGAACCUCUCCCGGCUAGAGUCAUGGAGGAGAUUGAUGCUCAUCACUUCUACGAGAACCAUCCUAGGAAUCUUGUUCAUGGCACGGUGCCCCUAUUUGGGGAAUACUUUUUAAUCCUUGGAGAUGAAUAUUUCCAUGGAAGAAUCGACAACACGAAACUUGUCGGAGAAGGAAAUGUUGGAUCAUGGAGAACUCUAGGAAGAGAAGAGGAAAUCUUGGACGAGAACAGAAACGUUAUCGCCUUCAAGAUCCGUUCUACCUUUUUCUCUCCCAGAUCGGAAGGAACAAAUUGGAGAAUGGAGCUCUACCGUUUGCCUCUGCCAAACAAUCAUGAGGAUUCAAGUAGAGAAGAGUGGGUGGUCGCAAGGAUCAGAAGAGCCCAGCAAUUUUAAACCAUAGUUUAGUGUUUGACAAAAAU